Columba livia (rock pigeon) is the source of this 3573-nucleotide messenger RNA. RefSeq names its product EPH receptor A2 (gene EPHA2). NCBI's taxonomy places the organism in Eukaryota, Metazoa, Chordata, Aves, Columbiformes, Columbidae. The record is from RefSeq and is a predicted model, not a curated record. Gene Ontology annotation, molecular function: protein binding; transmembrane-ephrin receptor activity; ATP binding. Gene Ontology annotation, biological process: ephrin receptor signaling pathway; axon guidance; protein phosphorylation. Bases 82 to 3000 code for a protein of 972 amino acids. The transcript is spliced from 17 exons. Gene Ontology annotation, cellular component: plasma membrane; dendrite.
CACACCCCACAGCGCUGGGUGCUGCCGGUUGUGGGGUGCACCCCAAGAAAACACCCCAAAAACCUCCCCCCCCGCCCCACCAUGGCGGGCACCCCCCCGGCUUUCACCCUCCUCUUCCUCACCGCCCUCACCCCCCUGGCAGCCGAGGAAGUGGUGCUGCUGGACUUCGCCAAGGCACAGGGGGAGCUGGGUUGGCUCACCCAGCCCUACGGCAGAGGGUGGGACCUUCUCCAGAACGUCCUGAACGACUCCUUGAUCUACAUCUACUCGGUGUGCAACGUGCUGGAGGGCGAGCAGGACAACUGGCUCCGCACCAACUGGAUCUACCGCGGGGUGGCCCAACGCAUCUUCAUCGAGCUCCAGUUCACCGUCCGCGACUGCAACAGCUUCCCCACGGCCGGCGGCGGCUCCUGCAAGGAGACCUUCAACCUCUACUACGCCGAAUCCGACGUGGAUUACGGCACCAACUUCCAGAAGAGGCAAUUCCAAAAAAUCGACACCAUCGCCCCGGACGAAAUCACCGUCCAGGACGAUUUCGCCACCCGCAACGUGAAGCUCAACGUGGAGGUGCGCUCGGUGGGGCCGCUCCGGCGCAAAGGCUUCUACUUGGCGUUCCAGGACUUGGGAGCCUGCGUGGCGCUGGUGUCCGUGCGGGUUUAUUACAAGCGCUGCCCCGCGGUGGUGCGGGGAAUGGCCCGUUUCCCCCAAACGGUGGCCGGCGCCGACUCGCAGACGCUGGCUGAGGUGCGGGGGACGUGCGUGGAGGACGCGGUGGCCCCGGACGCCCCCGCCCUGCACUGCAACGCCGACGGCGAGUGGCUGGUGCCCAUCGGGCAGUGCCUGUGCCGUGCCGGCCACCAGCGCCUCGGGGACACCUGCCAAGCUUGUCCCCCCGGCUCCUUCAAGGCGGGAGUGUCCCCAGGUGACUGCCAGCCCUGUCCCCCCAACACGCUGCCCCCCCCGGCCGCCGCCGCCUCCUGUCCCUGCCAGGACGGCUUCUUCCGCGCCCCCGACGACCCCCCCAGCGACCCCUGCACACGUCCCCCCUCUCCCCCCCAGGGUGUCACCGCCGUGGGGCUGGGGGCCACAGUGCAGCUGCGCUGGUCACCCCCUGCCGACCCGGGUGGCCGUGAGGAUGUCACCUACGUUGUCACCUGCGAGCAGUGCUGGCCGGAGAGCGGGGAGUGCCGGCCCUGCGACGGGGGGGUGCGCUAUUCGCAGCCCCCCCAGGGGCUGACAGGGACAGGGGUGACUGUCACUGACCUGGAGCCACACGUCAACUACACCUUCAGCGUGGAAGCGCGGAACGGAGUGUCACCCUACAGCCAGCACCGCAGUGCGGCCACCGUCACCAUCAGCGUCAACCAGACGGAGCCGCCCCGGGUGACGUCGGUGAGCCUGGACGGCCGGACGGCCACCAGCUUGGUGCUGUCCUGGACAGUGCCACCGCGGCAGCAGAGCCGGGUCUGGAAGUACGAGGUCACCUACAGCAAGAAGGUGGACGAGAACAGCUACUCAGUGCUGCGCUGCGAGGGCACCUCUGUCACCCUCCCCAAGUUGUCCCCUGCCACCACCUACGUGGUGCGUGUCCAGGCGCUGACCCAGGACGGCCAUGGGGCCUACAGCCCCCAGCAUGAAUUCGAGACCCUGCCGGAGGGCGCCGAGGCCAUGGCAUCCACCGCCGUCAUUGGCGGCUCUGUCGUUGGCAUCAUCUUCGUCCUUCUCCUCUUGGCCGCUCUCGUCUAUGUCCUCCGGCGGAGGAGGAGGUCACGGCCACGCCAGUCUGCUGAAGACGUCUACUUCUCCAAGUCAGACCAGCUGAAGCCCCUCAAGACCUACGUUGACCCCCACACCUACGAAGACCCCAACCAAGCCAUGCUCAAGUUCACCACCGAGAUCCCACCGUCCUUCAUCACCCGUCAGAAGGUCAUCGGUGCUGGUGAAUUUGGGGAGGUCUACAAGGGCACCCUGAAGCGGGGGAAGAAGGAGGUGCCUGUGGCCAUCAAGACGUUGAAGGUGGGCUACACGGAGAAGCAGCGGGUGGACUUCUUGAGCGAAGCCACCAUCAUGGGCCAGUUCUGCCACCACAACAUCAUCCGCCUGGAGGGGGUCGUCUCCAAAUACAAGCCCUUCAUGAUCAUCACAGAGUACAUGGAGAAUGGCGCGCUGGAUAAAUUCCUUCGGGAAAAGGAGGGAGAAUUUGGUGUCAUCCAGCUGGUUGGGAUGCUGCGGGGUAUCGCUGCUGGCAUGAAGUACUUGGCCAACAUGAAUUACGUCCACCGUGACCUCGCCGCCCGCAACAUCUUGGUCAACAGCAACUUGGUCUGCAAAGUGUCCGAUUUUGGGCUCUCCAGGGUGUUGGAAGAUGACCCUGAUGCCACCUACACCACCAGCGGGGGAAAGAUCCCCAUCCGUUGGACGGCACCCGAAGCCAUCUCCUACCGCAAGUUCACCUCGGCCAGCGACGUCUGGAGCUACGGCAUCGUCAUGUGGGAGGUGAUGUCCUACGGCGAGCGACCUUACUGGGAGCUCUCCAACCAUGAGGUGAUGAAGGCCAUCAAUGAGGGUUUCCGCCUCCCGGCCCCCCUGGACUGUCCCUCCGCCAUCUACCAGCUGAUGUUGCAAUGCUGGCAGCAGGACCGUGCCCGGCGCCCCAAAUUCGCCGACAUCGUCAGCAUCCUGGACAAGCUGAUCCGCGCCCCCGAGUCCCUCAAGGCGCUGGCGGAUUUUGACCCCCGGGUGUCCAUCCGCCUGCCCAGCACCAGUGGCUCGGAGGGCGUCCCGUUCCGCUCGGUGCCCGAGUGGCUUGAGUCCAUCCGCAUGCCCCAGUACACCCAGCACUUCAUGGCCUCGGGCUACAGCACCAUCGAGAAGGUCCUGCAGAUGACCAGCGACGACAUCAAGAAGAUCGGGGUGCGCUUGCCAGGGCACCAGAAGCGCAUUGCGUACAGUCUGCUGGGGCUGCAGGAACAGGCGGCCGCCGGGGGGGUCCCCCUGUGACCCCCCAAAGAAACCAACCCAUGAAGACCCCCCCUCCUUCCCGAGGGGUUUAUUUAUUAUUUCUAUUAUUAUUAAGGCUUUUUUAAUAGUAUUUUUAUUAAUAUUAUCCCCGCGGUUGGGGAGAAAAGAUUCACCCCCAUCCUCCCCUCCCCUAGAAAACAAUUAUGAACAUAAAAUUUCAAGCUCAUUUUUGGGCCGGGGGGGGAUGUUUUAGGGGGGUUUCCUGUUGUUUUUGCCACAUUUCAAGACAAAACCAAGGGGUUCAGCCCCUUGCUUUGCUUUGUUUUGCUUUAUCCCUCCCCCCCGCAGGUUUUUGGGUGGUUUUUCCCCCUUUUUAGCACAGAUCUCCCAUUGUUCCCUUCCCCCCCUUUAUUUUUUAACCUAAUUUAUUCUAUUUUUGUAUAUUUAUUGCGAGGAAGUGAAAGUUGUGUCCGAUUCGGGACAGAAAAAAAGGGGGCGAAAUUAAAUCCCAGAUAUUUUUAAUCCCUCCCCCCCCUUUAUUUUCACAGAUUUUCAGGGGUUUGGGGCAUUUUGGUGGGGUUUUGAUUGAAAUAAAAAUGUGCUUUUUUUCUA